Messenger RNA from Aspergillus sclerotioniger CBS 115572, 1533 nucleotides. Its product is annotated as MFS transporter. The record is from RefSeq and is a predicted model, not a curated record. Gene Ontology annotation, molecular function: transmembrane transporter activity. Bases 1 to 1512 code for a protein of 503 amino acids. NCBI's taxonomy places the organism in Eukaryota, Fungi, Ascomycota, Eurotiomycetes, Eurotiales, Aspergillaceae. The transcript has 2 exons. Gene Ontology annotation, biological process: transmembrane transport.
AUGAUCAAUCAAACGGAGAGCAACCUAGCUCAAUCAGAGGCAACCGCCCCUUCGACAGACCGCGACAUCGAGGCAGGGCCAUCUUCCGCAGAAGACGAGCAAAAGCCUCCAGUAGAUCCAUACCUUGUCACCUGGGAUGGACCACAAGAUCCGGAAAACCCAAAAAAUUGGUCGAACAGCAUCAAAUGGCGCUACACAGUGGCUGUCUCGCUCUUCACCUUCAUCUCCCCAGUAUCGUCAUCAAUGGUCGCACCAGCGCUGAAGAAGCUUGGAGAAGACCUUCACAUGCAUAGCGAGAUCGAGAUGGAGUUGUCUUUGUCAAUCUUCAUCCUUGGCUAUGCCGUUGGGCCCGUAUUCUUCGGGCCCGCCUCCGAGCUGUACGGCCGCGUGCCUCUUUUGCAGAUAAGCAACCUAUGGUAUCUAGCAUGGAAUCUCGGCUGCGGUUUCGCAAAGAACCCGGCAGAGUUGUUUGUUUUUCGCUUUCUUGCUGGCAUUGGUGGAAGUGCGCCCCUUGCACUAGGAGGAGGAGCUCUCAGUGACACUUGGAGUGCAGAGGAACGCGGCAAGGCUAUGGGAAUCUACACCCUCGCACCAAUCAUAGGUCCCGUGGUCGGACCGAUAGCUGGAGGCUUCAUUGCAGAGUACUCGACAUGGCGGUGGGUAUUCUGGGCAACCAGCAUAGCCGCCGUUGGCAUCCAGCUGGUCGGGUUGAUGUGGUUGCGCGAAUCCCACCCAGGAACCCUGCUCUUGAGGAAGCGAGACCGCCUGAUCAAGGAGACAGCAAACAGCAAAUUUCACACCGGCGGAAAAGUUGAUAGUCUUUCCCAAAAGCUCCGCGGUGCUCUGGUGCGACCAUUGCGCAUGCUCACAACCCAGCCGAUUGUUACCGUUGUUGCGUUGUACAUGGGCUAUCUUUUCGGGACGAUCUAUCUUAUCACUGCCACGUUUCCGUCAAUGUGGGCAGAGAAGUAUGGCGAAAGCACCGGAAUUGGUGGUCUCAAUUACAUCUCCAUCGCCGUCGGCUCGCUCGUGGGGGUCCUCCUCAACUUCAACCUCAUCGAUCGCAUCUACCGCCAGUUGAAGGAGAAGAACGGCGGCAUUGGCCUGCCCGAAUUUCGCACCCCUACCAUGUUUAUGGGGUCAGUUUUGGUCACAACAGGCCUCUUCUGGUACGGCUGGAGUGUGCAGGGCCAUGUGCACUGGAUCAUGCCUAACAUCGGUGUCGCCAUUUUCGCAGCCGGGUCUAUGGGGUGUCUGCAGGGUAUGCAGACAUACACCGUUGAUAGCUAUCAGACAUAUGCCGCCAGUGCCAUGGCCGCUUGUGCUAUUCUUCGCAGUUUGGCAGGCUUUGGGUUUCCCCUUUUCGCGCCUUAUCUGUACCAGAGUCUGGGCUAUGGAUGGGGUACUAGUGUCUUAGCAUUUGUCAGUGUCGGCCUCGGAAUCCCGGCCCCUUUUCUUUUCUGGAAGUUUGGACCCAAGUUGCGGGCAAUGUCAAAGUUUGCAUCUGGUUGAAUGGUGGGUGCAUAAUUUCUG